UCACGCUCAUCUUGUUUUCCUUCCUGCGCAGGCAACUCGUAAUUACAUUCGCUGCUUUACUUAGAAGUCUCCUCCUUAUUGCUCAACUUCGCUGCUUUUUCGAGAGAAGAGCAGCCGCCCUGUCCUGGGCACGUGACAGUCGUCGAGACUAAGCAGAAGAAGAAAAAGAGCAUGUCGCCGCCGGGCUCUCGGGAACCGUCUCAGUACACAAGACGUUCGACGAGGCCACGAAAGCCGCGAUGGCGUCCCAGAAGCGCCAAUACUGAAAACAAGGCAGGACUGGAGGGAUGGGGCAGCCAUGGACAACAGGUGCGGUCUCCCAUUGCCCGGCUUCACAACGCCAACGCCACGUCGCAGACACCCACGCCUACGAGGUCGGAGAUAUCGGGACGCAGAGGUCACAUCUACAGCGGGCCAAGUGGUGGUCAAGAUGAGAGGAUUGCCAGCGAGCAGGUGGUCAUGUCGCCCUCCCGGCUCGAGUCCAGGAUGGCAUCGAGACGCAGGAUGAUGUCGAGGCACCAUGCUGGGUCACGGAAGGGACACGGGCGCCACCAGGAAAUGAAUGCCGUGGAUGCAUAUUUCGGGGUUUUCGAGGACGCCUUCGGGGAGCCCUCGCCAGCCGAGAUAGGUGUGCUGGCACCCAUCGACUUGGAAAGUAGAGCGGAGGCGGUCGCGGCUGCGCUGACGGUUCGCGCAAACAUUGGCAACAUAACCCUGAAAGGCGGCGCUGGUGGAGCUAAUGGAAGGGCACCUCGGAAGCCUGCGAUCAAGCGAGGUCCCAUCUCUGUGGAGUGUUCCGCCCCCGCCUCCACGCCGGUGAACGUUCAGGCGAGCAGGUUGCACUCCGUGCCCCGCAAGACCGUGGAGAUGGCCCUCGCCCUCGGCGUCUUCCUCGUCGUCACGCUGCUGGUCGUGGUCCUCGUGGCGCAGGCGUGGAUUCCGCACGCGCCGCACACGGAUCCGUUCUGCCACAGCGACGAGUGCCUGUCGCACGCGCGCCUCAUGGAGUCCAAGCUGGACGUAGCGGUGGACCCGUGCGAGGACUUCAACGCGUACGCGUGCGCCCGCUGGGAGCCACCUUCGGAAUACUACAGCUACGCCACGACCGUCGCCAAUCUCGCCGUCGACAACUGGUUCAUGAACUUUCGCAGCAUCGUAGCAAAGGGCAUUGAAGAUCUUCCCGCCGGCCUCAAACUUCAGGCCAUGUUCAACGUCUGCGUGGCCAGCGUAUUAGAUGAGUCCUCCAAGCGCAUGCUCACUGAGUUCAUGAAAGAGCGCAAGAUUCCGUGGCCCGACGAUCCGAUGCCAGAAGCCAAUCCGCUUGGCGUUAUUCUCGACCUCGCUUACAACUGGGCAGUGGAUCUUUGGUUUGAUGUACAACCACUGUACAGACCGAAGGGGACUACCGGACUUUCAAUAGCUUCUGGUAAUCUCGUCAACCUAUGGGGUAGCUACUUUAGAGAUGCCGUUCCAAGGGAUCGCUACGUAGAAUACUGGAACAGCUUUUACGUGGCAUUUGUAUCGCCCGACGACCAAAGGGAACGCGCAGCGAGUGAGAUUACUAGAAUCGCCGACAUCGAGUCUGACAUCGUCGCCAAGCUAUCCAAUGCGUUUGAACGGCGGGGGAAGGUGCCUGCCAGGUUUAAGGUUGCUGACAUCGAGAAACAUGCCGACAGCUUUUCGUCAGGUGAGUGGACAACAGUGCUCGAGGCCAACGUCCGUUUGUAUGAAAGAAUGUUGAAGCCUUCGGACUACGUGACUUUCAGUGACAUUGCCCUCCUCCAAGCGACGAACGAGUUCUUCUCCAAGUACAGCAGAACAGACCUGCUGCGGCACCUGUCCUGGUUCUUCAUCCAGAUAUUCGCUCCAUUUGGGGGCGUAGGAUCUAGCCUGGCCGACUCGGGAGACGAUAGUCGCGCUGUCAUGCGCCGGCUCGUGUUCUGCGUCACCCAAGCGGAGGCGGCUUACCGUGUACUCGUGGCGUCGCUCUACGUGCAGCCGCGGUUCGCCGCCGAGGAGAGGCUGGCACUUGAGGCUCACUUCGACAGGGUGAGGCAGGUAACCAUGGAGAAGAUCGCCAAUCUGUCGUGGGGCGACAACCUGUCCAAGUACAUGUGCACCGUGAAGCUACAGGAGCUAAAGACGCUUCUCUGGCCGCCCGUAGAACUGUUGGCUGCGAACGGCCUUUCGGAUCUGUACGCCGACUUCGCGUCCAACAAGAGCACCCCGUUUGACUUUUGGCACGACGCCCACGAAAACUUGCGUGCAUUGCGCGACAAGCCCCACUACGAAAUGCCGCUGACUAAGCUUCCCGUCGGCUCCGUUCCGCCUCUGGUUCGGUACGACUACCUACGAAACACAGUCGGUGUGUCCGCAGCAGCCCUGUCGCCGCCGCUGUACGCCUCACGCGGCACCCCGGCGAUGGUGUACGGAGGCCUCAUGUUCUCGUAUGCGCGUGAGUUGGUGCGGGUCCUGGACAGCACUGGCCUGAAGAUUGACCCGCAGGGUGACGUGGUGCCUUCAUGGGCGUCCUCCAGCUGGCAGGAAGGCGCCUCUAGGGCCAGCUCUUGUCUGGCUCCCGGCUUUUCGUCGCCGUUCCCGGAGAUCCCGACGGUCGAAGUGGCUUACGCAGCCUUCGAACGAGCUUUAAGCAGCGCCGCCAACGGCGGGAGCCCGUGGCGCACUACAGACGCGGUGAACGAGCAAAGGGUGUUCUUCAUAACCGCCUGCUUCACGCUGUGCAGCCAGAACCGCACAGCGGCCUUUUUGCGUGGGGACUGCAACAAGGCUUUUGCACACUUCCCCAAGUUCGCGGAGGCGUUCGCCUGUGUACCAGGUUCGGCUAUGAAUCCGCCUAAAAAGUGCCCCUUCUUUAACUGAACCCUUCAGUAACCCAGAUUUCGUGUUGAUGGCCUGCCUGGUGCCUAAAGUAGACUAACUCGACCGCGGCUAUGGACCGCGAUAUUACGCGGUCGUGUCCUUUGUUCCUAAUUUUCACUUCAGACCGCUUGUCAGUAACGGGGAUAUCUAUUGUUCUAAUUGAAUAUAAUUGAGUUUCAGACGUAUAA
Messenger RNA from Dermacentor albipictus, 3068 nucleotides. Its product is annotated as endothelin-converting enzyme 1-like. Gene Ontology annotation, cellular component: plasma membrane. Gene Ontology annotation, biological process: protein processing. The record is from RefSeq and is a predicted model, not a curated record. Gene Ontology annotation, molecular function: metalloendopeptidase activity. NCBI's taxonomy places the organism in Eukaryota, Metazoa, Arthropoda, Arachnida, Ixodida, Ixodidae.